This is a messenger RNA of Populus nigra (black poplar), 1814 nucleotides long. RefSeq lists its product as uncharacterized. NCBI's taxonomy places the organism in Eukaryota, Viridiplantae, Streptophyta, Magnoliopsida, Malpighiales, Salicaceae. The record is from RefSeq and is a predicted model, not a curated record. The coding region runs from base 288 to 1628 and encodes 446 amino acids. The transcript has 5 exons.
GAUGUGUUGAUAUCAAAAAUGAUUUUUUAAAAAAUAAAAACAAUAUUAUUUUGAUAUAUUUCUGAGUAAAAAAUAUUUUGAAAAGUAACCGCAAUCACAUUUCCAAACACACCCAAAAAGUCUUUUAUUCUUUCUUUCUUUUUUUCCGGUUCAAGAAUAAGCUUUUAUUUCAGUUGUAAGAAUUUAUAGUCGUGAAUUGCAUCUUUAAAGAACAGGAAGCUUACCGAAGUUUUAACUUGUGAUGAAAGUAAAAUAUUUAUUCCGUUUUUUCUUAUAAAUAACAACCUAUGAUUUCAGUGCUAAAAUAUUAUGUAUACAAAUUCAUAAAGUUACACUUCGCUUUGAAUAAAACACAAUUUGGUGGCACAGCAAGUGAAGCAAAACUCAGGUUGUUCGUCGAGUCCUCGAGCAUUAUUCUUCAGGAAUUGAAGCAAAACUCAAAUUGCUCGCCGAGUCCUCAAGCAUUAUUCUUCAGGAAAUCAAACAUGGGCAUUCAUAAGGUGUCUGAAACUGUUGAAAGACUAUGGAACGGAUGGGAGCUUCGCAUGGUGAUGUUGCUCAGUCUCUUUCUUCAAAUUUUUCUUAUAAUCUUUGGGCGUAGCCGAAAGUAUACAGCAGGAUUCUGGUUCGGAACUCUUGUUUGGUUAGCAUACUUGUCAGCAGAUUGGGUGGCAACAUUUUCAUUGGGUAUCUUGGCUCUAAAGCUUGGAGAUUCAGCAACGAAUUGCAUAUAUUCAAAUCGAGGAUUGAUCCCGGCAUUUUGGGCACCGGUCCUCCUUCUGCACCUUGGUGGCCCGGACACUAUCACCGCAUAUUCAAUGGAAGACAACGAAUUGUGGUUAAGACAUCUGUUGGAGCUAGUAAGCCAAGUUGCUAUGGCUUUUUAUGCCUUUUCGAGUUCAUGGUGGAGUAAGGAUCCACUGUUAUUUGUAGCCAUUCCCAUCUUCUUUGCUGGAAUUAUUAAAUAUGGAGAAAGGAAUUGGGUUCUGAGUGUUAACGUGUAUAUGUUGUUGUGCUUGAGUGACAUGAUACCUGAGGCUAAACUUCUCCAUGAGGCGGAUUUGUUCUUUCAAAUGUUCAGGGUACUAUUUGCAGAUCUUGUUCUUGCAUAUUCUAAUCAUUUGGCUACUCAUAUUAUCCUAAGAGACAAGAAUGCAACGGAAGCCUUCAAAUUAAUUGAAGUUGAGAUGGGAUUUAUGUACGAUGUGCUUUAUACGAAGGUGGCGAAGGUUUGUUCGUCACGCAUCAUUGUCCGUGCUAUCAGCUUCUUAUGCUCUGUUUCUGCACUACUUGCCUUCUCACAAGGAAUCUUCUCGGGUCAAAAUGAUACAUGGGGUACCCAUGAUACUGAUUGGGACCUUGAACGUUUCACGAGCGAUGUGUCGGUGCUGCGCGAUGGUUUCGGUCUUGCCAAUUCAUUGCAGUCACUUGAGACACAGGAUGGUUGGGAAAAUAAACGAAAGUGGGAGAUGAUAAGCCAGGUUUGGGUAGAAAUGUUAACGUAUGCUGCAAGUCAUUGUGGAUGGAAAGAGCAUGCUCAAGCACUUCCACGAGGUGGGGAGUUACUCACUCAUGUUUGCCUUCUCAUGGCUCAUCUUGGCCUGAGUGAGCAAUGCUUAACCACUUGAUGCUGCCCGCCCGGGAAGUCUUAAAUCUUGUUUUAAGUUGCAGUCAUUUUUAUUUUCCUCCUCCGUCUUUGACUUCUAGACUAGAUUAAGUUUGGGGUUCUUAUUUUAAUUAUCAGCAUGUUAUUUGGUUUUGAGUGUGCAAGUGUGUGACUUUGUUUUCUCUUAAUAAUGUUGUUUAAGAAUCAA